Messenger RNA from Lodderomyces margitis, 8298 nucleotides. RefSeq names its product Gcn1p (gene GCN1). Gene Ontology annotation, molecular function: metal ion binding; protein kinase regulator activity. Gene Ontology annotation, biological process: regulation of translation; cellular response to amino acid starvation. NCBI's taxonomy places the organism in Eukaryota, Fungi, Ascomycota, Pichiomycetes, Serinales, Debaryomycetaceae. The transcript is spliced from 2 exons. The record is from RefSeq and is a predicted model, not a curated record. Gene Ontology annotation, cellular component: cytosol. The coding region runs from base 1 to 8298 and encodes 2765 amino acids.
AUGUUUGCUCAGUACCAAUCCGAGUUUCAACCAAAACACACUAGGACAACCUUGUCAUCGCUCUCUUCAGUGUCGUCGUCGAAUUCAAUCGUUGAUUUUAACACAGGAGACUUAUUACCAGAUCUUUGGCAGACAUCAUCCAACGAGUCAAGUGUAUCAGACGGCCUAGACUAUAUAAAUGCUUUAGCAUUCUCUAAACGACAACAACAACCUUCGCCUCACCACUUUAGCUCUUUCCAUGCAAAAGUGCAAACUCAGCCACAGAUCUCACCUUUUGAUGACACCCGCUAUAUCACCCAACCUACUUUGCUUCCUGAAGUGCACCCAUUAUGUCAAAACUACACCCAACUGCCGGUACAGAGGGCGUCACAGUUGUGGCAACAGGGACCUCAGUCAACCGUGAACACCCACACACCAUGGAGCACACAGUCCACGGCAAAUACUCUUUACCUUGAUGAGCCAUACGACAUCCCACAACAGAUGUAUUUACUAGACGAAGAAAUCCCAUGCAACAUCUCAAAAGAAACUACAGCAAUCGUCAAGACACUGUCACCACCACCACCAUCAGCGGCCCCAUCACAUCCGGAAAGUCCUCGCCAACAGGCUAAAUCAAAAACAGUAAAUACCCAAUUGUACAAAACAGAGUUGUGUGGACCAUUCAUGAAGACGGGCACCUGCCCUUACGGCGUCAAGUGUCAAUUUGCCCACGGAGAAGCAGAAUUGAAGCAUAUUGAACGACCACCGAAGUGGAGAUCAAAGCCUUGCGCCAAUUGGGCAAAGUAUGGAAGCUGCAGCUCUACACUAAUCAACAAACAUCGCUCAUUUUGUAUGCUGGAAAUCGUCGAAUGGGAGCAAUUGAGGCCUGAUUUUGAAAAAGGUGUCAAAAGUUCAUCUUUAAAGAUCAGGCUCGGAACGUUGAAAUCGAUCGAACUGAAUCUAGAUGAUAUUGAAAAAGCAGAAUUGCAAAUAGUAGCAAAGGUAUUGCUCAACACGUACAACUUUUACCAAGAUACCGAUUCAAGAAAUGCUGUUUUAGAGGCAUUGCUUAGGAUUGGGAAUGUAGACGACAAAUUUUUAUCAUACUAUGUCGAAUUUAUCAACAAGGAGACAUCGGGAACUACAUUGGCCAUCACGGACUACUUAACCUUGCUUCAGUGGAUAAACUCGUUCAAUAUAGAGUUGGCCAGAGCAAAGAAGCUAACUGAUAAUUGUAUGACCCUUCAAUCAAAGCUCUUUGUCAAGUGUACCGAGCACAAAGGCAAGUCGACUCGACAUUUGGAGAGGGUUGCAAAAUCAGCUAUAACGGCCACGAAAACGAGCAUUGCCAAUACAUUGCUCGAAGAUGAUACAUACAUGGACCUUGUAAUCAGCCAAGACUGUUUUGCUUUAUUCGGUGUGUUGAAUACAGCAGCAAUCGAGCUCAUACCAAAGAAACCUUCGGUACUUGAAAAAUUCAAGAGCCACGAAACAAAAGUUUUAAACACAUUUGCCAACUUGGUGUUACUAGGAAAGAAAGCUCCGUCAGCGUUUGAGGUGGAGCAGUUUGGUCCAUGCAUAGAGACGUUGGUCAAUGAAGAAAAUUUCAAUACACUUUUGCUUCCAGCAAUCGAAAAGGCAAUCCUCAGGUCUUCGGAGAAUUCGUUUGGCGUAGUACUUCCGAUAUUUUUUAAACACUUGCAAAUUAAAAUCACUCCAUCGCCAAAGUUGCAAUCAUCAAUCAUUUCCGGGAUCAAGUCCCAGAAAGAACACGUCAGGGUUGGUGCUUUUGAAACUUUAGAUUUGGUGGUUGCAAAAUCAAAAGACGACAUUUCGGAUGAGAUUAUCAAAAACAUCAAAACCACAACCAACGCCGACUCGAAAUCGCUUUUAAUCAAAACUCUCCUCAAGUCGACUGCUUCAGAGAAAGUGUUGGAGUCUGUACUUCCCCUAGUUGCAAAGGAGCAGAAUGAAACUUCGCUAAGCAGUCUAGUAGAUGUUUUUGCUUACCAUGCCUUCAGAGCACACAAAUUUGAUGAAAGCAUCACCAAAGCAUUUACCAAUGGUUUUAAAUCGAAAUUCAAGCGGGUGUGGUUUGUCGAAUAUGGGAAACAUGCCCUCGGUAAAGAACAACCAGACUUUUCAUCCACAUUUGAUGAGACAUUAUCGGAAAUUGAAAAGUCGCCAGCGGCCAACAUCAAGACCGUAGCUUGUGCAUUUGUGAUCUUGUCACUCACCCAUAGAGACUCGCCUUUGCUUGAUGAGACUAAAUUAUUUGAGAAAUUAGACACUACUGACUUAUACUGGUUUGUGCAAGACUUGUACAACCAUCCAAAGGGCUGGCUAUACGUGUUGACAGGUAAAAAGGUUUCAUAUAGUGUCAAGAAAGUGGCCCAAGAACGCUUCAGAGAAGAAGUUGAAGUUAAUUUGUCGUUAAGUGACGCUAUAAUCAAGGAAGCUUACACAUUAAACCAUGAGUCGCAUAAUUUGAGAGAUCUCAACCCCAUAUUUGCCAUAUUAUCUCAAUUAAAGGAGAUAGACCAGGUAAAAUCAAACGCAGUCAAGUUGAUUAUUGCUGCAAAUGACCCAAGGGUUAGCAUAAACGGCGGUUGGAUUGGCUUAGUUCAAAGAAGUGGACACAGGAUUGAUAUCGGACAGUUGGUCAAGGACAACUAUCAACAAAUUUUCAACGAAUGUGUUGCUGACCAAUCACCAAAUUCUAUAAAAGCACUUGCCACUAUUGCAUUUGUUCAACCAGACUUGGUAUCUACAAUCACCAAGUUUAUUGACGAAAACUUAACCGUUGAGCAUAUAGACGAGGUGUCGAAAUCCAUAUACUACGGAAAGGAUGGUGAAAUGGUGAUUGACGUCACUGCCAAAAAGCCAAAAGCUUUGGACAAGAACACCAAGGAUUACGAAAUUAGAGCUUGGGAAGAGUCCAUUGGCAAAGAGUUGAAGCAGGCAAAGAAACUAACCCCUGAAGAGAAGAAACUCGUUGCUGAGCAAAUUGCCAAGGAAUCAAGAGUCAGAAAUGAAAUCAAGAAUACAGUUGACAAGGUGAACUACGCUAUCGGGUUGAUUGACGAGUUAGCUAAGCAAGCCAAGGUGGUCAACAAUGGAGCCGACUCUUGGUUCCCCAUUAGCGUAAAGAAGUUGCUAGACUUGGCAAUCAGUGAAGGCGAUUUUUUCAACAGUGCAGAAUCAUUUAUAAACCUCUCCAGCUUGGUCACGUCACGAUUUGAAAUUUUAAAACAAUUUGUCGGGGUUGCCAUUUUGCGAUUAUACGGAGUCAAGGUUGACAGUGAAUACGAACAAGAACCAUUGGAGUCACUACUUGGACGUAUUUUGUACCGUGUCAAGAUCUUGAGUGACCAAAAUCCAUUGGAUGCCGUAUCCUUAGCGUAUGUGCUUCCAUUGUUAAUCAAGGUGUUGCAGAUUGGACAAUCAGCUGCUUUCAAAAAUUCAAAGAAGAUCGCGGUAACCUCCGAGUUUGUUGAGAAUGAUCCCGAGGAGGAGCAUUUGCUCUUGAGUGUCGAGAUUAUCUCGGCCCAUGCGGAAUUGUUUGCCGAUGUGGGUAUUCCUAGAACAAGCAUAUUGGAAAUUUUGGUAUCGCUUAUGGCCGUGCCAUCCAAGGCAAAGUUGGUCAAAGAGUGUUUCCUUUCGUUGUGUCAGUACAUUGCAGUCAAUAUCUCUGACAAAGAUUUGCAAUUGUUGUUGGCCAAUGUUGUAUCGCCACAUGUGUUUGUUAGAUCCACCAUUCUAGAGGGGCUAGAUGCUGAAUUCGAAUUGAGUGCUUACUCAAAGGAGGUGUAUGUGGCCACCUAUGACACCGAUAACAACUGUCGAGAAUUGGCGCAGACAAUUUGGGAAGACAAUUCGUUGAAUGUACCUGAUAGCACCAACUUGCUUGAUUUGUUUGGAUUGCAAGAUCCAGGGUUGCGCAUGUCAGUAGCACAAGCUUACAGAGACGCGUCAAUACAAAGUCACCUCAAUUUAGACGAGUUGUUUAACUUUUACAUUGAAAAGAAGAACCCACCAGCACCAAAAUUGGACGAGUUUGGUCUCGUCAUAAAAUCAACUAUUGAUCAAAGAGACCGAUGGGAGGAGAGGUCGACAAUAGCUCUCGCUUUGAAAUUCCUUGUGCCACACUUGUCGGAAUCCGAUGUCGAGAAGCUUUUCAAGUUCCUUGUUGAAGAGGCGUUAGGUGAUAAGGACCAAAAUGUGCGUCAACAAUACCAAGAUGCCGGUAUUGCUGCAAUCGAAACCCACGGAGCCAAGAAUGUUGAAGCGUUGAUUGGAAUCUUUGAGGAAAGCUUGCAGGCAAAGAAUAUAAAGGAGCCUAUUGUUGUUUUGUAUGGAACAUUGGCACGUCACUUGAAAGCGUCAGACGAGCGUUUGAGGGUGAUUUUUGAUCGAUUGAUGAAGUCGUUGGAUGCGCCAAAUGUACAAUUUGCCGUGUCCGAAUGUAUUGCUCCCUUGGUUCCUUCGUUUAAGGACGAGCUUGGAGGACACUUUGACACCUUAUUUAAUACGUUGUUCACCGGCAAAACUCUCGCCAAGCGUCGUGGUGCUGCAUUUGGAAUUGCUGGUCUAGUAAAAGGUGAUGGGGUACGAGCACUCUCUGACUACGACGUCAUCAGAACCUUGACUGAUGCUUCUGACGACAAGAAAGAUGCCGUCAAGAGGGAAAGCGUUUCGCUAGUGUUUGAAAGUUUAUCAAAGAGUUUGGGUAAGUUCUUUGAACCCUUUGUGUUUGAGAUUUUGCCAAUAAUUUUGAAAAACCUUGGUGAUAUGCUGAGUGAGGUUAGGGUUGCCACCGACAAUGCAGCAAAGGAGAUUAUGAAAAACACUACAUCUUUUGGGGUCAAGAAACUUAUCCCCUUGGCCAUUUCCAAUCUUGAUGAAAUUGCAUGGAGAUCGAAAAAGGGUUCAGUUGAGUUGCUUGGUGCUAUGGCUUAUCUUGACCCCGAGCAAUUAUCAGCUUCAUUGUCUAUCAUCAUUCCUGAGAUUGUUGGUGUAUUGAAUGACACGCACAAGGAGGUGAGGAAAGCGGCCGAGCAAUCACUUAAAAGGUUUGGUGAAGUUAUCAGAAAUCCUGAAAUUCAACAAAUUGUUCCUUUCUUGAUUAACGCUAUUGGGGACCCAACUAAACACUUGGACGAAGCAUUGGAUAAAUUGACCAAGACUCAAUUUGUACACUACAUUGACAGUUCAUCAUUGGCUUUGAUUAUUCAUGUCAUACAUCGUGCAAUGAAGGACAGAUCAGCCUCGACCAAGAAGAAAGCAUGUCAAAUUGUGGGAAAUAUGGCCAUCUUGGUUGACUCAAAAGACUUGCAACCAUACUUGAACGAAUUGGUCGAAGAGUUGGAGACCGCCAUGGUUGACCCGGUGCCUGCUACUAGAUCAACCGCAGCCAGAGCCUUGGGUUCAUUAGUGGAAAAACUAGGCGAAGAGCAAUUCCCAGGAUUGAUUCCGAAAUUGAUUGCCACUUUACAAGACGAAUCAAAGGCGGGAGACCGUCUUGGUUCUGCCCAAGCAUUAUCAGAGGUUAUAUGCGGUCUUGGUACCAACAAAUUGGAAGAGCUUUUACCUUCUAUUAUCUCGUCGGCAUCGUCCCCUCGCGCGGCAGCCAGGGCUGGGUUCAUGCCACUCUUGCUUUUCUUGCCCGUUUGUUUUGGGUCACAAUUUUCACCUUACUUGAACCGUAUCAUUCCUCCAAUCUUGAAUGGAUUGGCUGAUCAGGACGAAGAGAUUAGAGAGACGGCAUUGAGGGCUGGUAGAUUGAUUGUAAAGAACUACGCCAAAAAGGCAGUUGAUUUAUUGUUGCCCGAAUUGGAAGCAGGGUUAUCCAACGAAUCGUACCGUAUUCGUCUUUCUUCAUUGGAACUUACCGGAGAUUUAUUAUUCCAAAUUACUGGGCUUUCUGGUAAAAACGAACUUAUUGAAGAUCAAAUGGUUAACAAAACACUUGCCCAAGUCUUGGGCCAAGAGCGUCGCGACCGUAUAUUGGCUUCCCUCUUUGUUUGUCGUUCUGAUGUUGCAGGUAUGGUUAGAAAUGCUAGUGCCGAUAUUUGGAAAGCGCUUGUUGCCAACACUCCACGGACAGUCAAGGAGAUAUUACCAACUUUGACCGCCUUGAUUGUACAAAAGUUGGCAUCGGAUGAUGAAACACAAAGAACCAUUGCCGCACAUACUUUGGGUGACAUGGUGCGUCGUGUUGGUGCAAAUGCAUUGCCGCAAUUGUUGCCGUCAUUGAAAGAUGCCAAGGAUCAAGAAGGUGCUUGUAUCGCAUUAACCGAGUUGAUUAAGUCUACCUCAUUGGAAGGUCUCACAACUUAUAAAGACACAUUCAUUGGCAUCAUUUACAACGGCCUUGUUACUCAAGACAAGCCCACUAGAAAUGCCGCUGCCCAAGCAUUUGAGCAAUUGUACGAACAAAUUGGUAAAGUGGUUAUUGAUGAAGUAAUCCCACAAUUGUUGUCAGAAUUGAGCAACUCGUCAGCAUCAUUAUUGGCGUUGAAGGAGUUGAUGGCUUCGAAAUCGGAAAUCAUUUUCCCCAUUACAUUGCCUUCCUUGUUGGAGCCACCCGUGGACGCAGUUGCAUUGGCAUCGUUGGCCUCAGUUGCAGGCACAGCGUUGUACAAGAGAUUAUCAACUAUUUUAAACACUUUGAUUGCAUCAAUCAUCGCGGGUGAAGAGAUUUCAGAAGAGUUUAAUCAAGUGUUGUUAUCAGUGGAGGACGAUGGUGCCCAUUUGUUGAUGCAGCAAUUGUUGGCAUUAAUGAAGCACGAAGAUCCCCAAGUUAGACAAGUCAUUUUUGGCCAAACCAAGGGCUUUUUCGAACAAGCUACAUUGGACUACUCAAUGUACCUUGAAGACAUUGUUUAUCAAAUGAUUCUUUCAUUGGCUGAUCCUUCACCUCAAGUUGUCAAGACAUCAAUGGAGUCACUCACGGUCUUGAUCAAGAAACAGCCAAAGGAAUUGUUGGACAAAUUAGUCAAGCCUUCAUACCAAGCGCUCAGACUCACCGGUGUUGCCGUCCCGGCAUUUGCAUUGCCCAAGGGCCCCAACUCGAUCCUCCCCGUGUUUUUGCAUGGACUCAUGUAUGGAUCAUCUGAUCAACGAGAAUUAUCGGCAUUGGCAAUUGCCGAUAUAAUUGAAAAGACACCGGCCGAAAACUUGCGCACCUUGGCCACCAACUUGACCGGUCCUUUGAUUAGGGUUAUUGGUGAAAAAGUGGCGUCAAAUAUCAAAUCGGCCAUCCUUGUCGCUUUGAACAACUUGUUGAUCAAGAUUCCGCAAUUCUUGCGACCAUUUAUCCCGCAAUUGCAAAGAACUUUUGUGCGUUCAUUGAGUGAUGUGUCAAAUGAUACCUUGAGAAAGCGUGCUGUUGUUGCUUUAUCCACAUUGAUCAAGCACCAACCUCGAGUCGACUCAUUAAUUACUGAAUUGGUGACAAACUCCAAGGCCACUGAUGAUUCUGGAGUCAAGGCAUCGAUGUUGCAAGGAAUGUUGGCGGUGGUUGAAUUAAAGGGUAAAGAGUUGAAUGAAGCAUCAAAGUCAAGUUUGUUGUCGGUUGUUGAAGAAGAGAGUAUUGAUUCUGUUUCAUCUGCCAAGUUAUUGGGAUCAUUGGCCAAUGUGUUGACACCAGAAGAAACUGGUGUGUUGUUGCAGAAAAAAGUUAUGAAUUCGCAAAGCAAGUUUUCCAUUUUGGCAAUUAACUCCUUUUUGAAAUAUGCUCCCGAAUUGGUGAAACAUAACCAUGAAGUGGUGGAUUUCAUUGCUGCUUGUUCUGAUUCAGCAACUCCAUACAUUAGUGAUAACGCCACAAUCGCCAUUGGUAAAUUGGUCCUUAGUGAUGUCAAUGACGAGAAAUUGUACCAGCAAUUGGCCAAGAAUGCCAUUCAGCCAAACUCGGCAUCACCUGAUACGAGAAGAUUAUCAUUGAUUGUGAUUAGAAGUGCUGCUCAUAAGCGCGUAAUACCACAAGAAUAUCUCGAUUUCCUUGUUCCUAGUGUAUUCAGCUCGGUUCGUGAUCCCAUCGUCCCCAUCAAGUUGGCUGCCGAAAAGGCGUAUUUGGAGAUAUUCUCCAUUGUUGAGCAAGAGUUGACGGUGUUUGAUGGGUGGUUUAAUGGUAGAACCGAGAUUGUUACUGUUACUGGUACCACCAUUGCUCCUCGAUCAAUUGGCGAUUAUACAAAGAGAGUUGCUGUCAGAUUGGCCAACGUUGAAAGAGAGCGUAUUGAACAAGGUGGUGAUGAAGAAACGUUAUUUAGUGAUAGAAUCGAAGAUGAAAAAGAAAUAUGGUCGGUUGGUAUAUAA